Molecule: messenger RNA, 1682 nt
Organism: Limanda limanda (common dab)
Lineage: Eukaryota; Metazoa; Chordata; Actinopteri; Pleuronectiformes; Pleuronectidae
Gene: bco1
Product: beta-carotene oxygenase 1
Exons: 11
Coding region: 1-1566 (521 amino acids)
Biological process (GO): retinal metabolic process; carotene catabolic process
Molecular function (GO): carotenoid dioxygenase activity; beta-carotene 15,15'-dioxygenase activity
Source: RefSeq, a predicted model, not a curated record
AUGUACCCAGACUUUUCCAAGAACGCGGAGGAGAAGCCGGAGCCUACCAAGGCAGAAGUAAAAGGGAACAUCCCCGAUUGGUUGCAAGGCACCCUGCUGCGUAAUGGCCCCGGCAUCUUUUCUGUGGGGGACACCAGCUACGACCACUGGUUUGAUGGGAUGGCCAUCAUGAACAGCUUCACUAUUAAAAAUGGUGAAGUUACCCACAGAAGCAGAUUCCUCAGAGGGGACACCUACAAAGCGAACAUGGCUGAAAACAGGAUAGUUGUGUCUGAAAUGGGGACAAUGGCCUAUCCGGACCCCCGCAAGAACUUCAUCUUCAAGGCAAUCACUUUCCUCAACCACACGGUGCCCGACUUCACCGACAACGGUGCGAGCAAUUUCAUCAAAUACGGAAACGACUACUAUGCCACCUCUGAAACAAACUACAUUCUCAAGAUUGAUCCUGUGACCCUGGAGACUCAGGAAAAGGUGGACUACAUGAAGUACCUGCCUGUAAACCUGGCUUGCUCCCAUCCGCACUACGACAAGGAGGGCAACGCCUACAACAUUGGAACUUCAAUAGCAGAGAAGGGCAAGACGAAAUACACUCUGUUCAAAGUCCCUGCCGCUUCAGAGAAAGACAAAGACAAGAAUGCCCCUGCGCUGAAGAACGUGGAGGUGGUCUGCACAGUGCCCUGCCGCUCCCUGCUCACACCGAGCUACUACCACAGCUUCGGCAUGACGGACAAUUACUUCGUCUUCAUCGAGCAGCCAUUCAAACUGGACAUCCUCAAGAUGGCCACGGCAUACAUGAGGGGAGUCAGCUGGGCAAGCUGUCUGAAGUUCUGCCCUGAGGAAAAUACUCUGAUCCACCUGAUAGACAGAAAGACCGGCAAAGUGGUUGAGACGAAGUACUCCACUGGAGCAAUGGUUGUCUACCAUCACGUGAACGCUUUCGAGGAAGACGGCCAUGUGGUCUUCGAUGUCAUUGCCUAUGAUGACACCAGCCUUUAUGAAAUGUUCUACCUGAGCAAGCUGAAGGAAAAUGCUGGCCAUGACGAGAGUUAUUCCAAACCAAGCUACAGGAGAUUUGUACUUCCCAUCCAUUCAAACAAGGCCAUUGCAGUUGGAGAGAACCUGGUACGACUCAAAAACACAACAGCUACCGCUGUGAAGGAGAAAGAGGGCAAACUGAUUUGCCAGCCAGAGGUGUUCUGUGAAGGUUUGGAAUUACCCAGAAUCAACUAUGACAUCAACGGACAGAAACAACGUUUUGUCUACGGCAACUGUGUGGAGGUAUCUGCACUGGCAAAAGAGAUUUCCAAGUUUGACACAGAAACCAAGAAAAUGGUUUAUUGGAGUGAAGACAACUGCUGGCCAUCAGAGCCCAUUUUCAUCCCCAGACCAGCUGGAGAGGCAGAGGAUGAUGGUGUCGUCUUAGCAACUGUUAUCAACUCUAACCCAGGCCAGUCUGAUUUCAUCCUGAUUCUGGACGGCAGCACAUUCAAGGAAGUCGCUCGUGCAAACUUGAACACGGCGCUCCACAAGGACAUGCAUGGAUUCUUUAUCCCGCAAGCAAAUUAGUCAUUAGGAUAUGUAAAAAAGAGAAAUAAGAAAUGACUUUAGAGAACUUUUCCACCAAACCAAAACUGCUUACAAAUAGGAUUGCACAGGGAAGGAAUGUAUCUGAAUAUUGAAUA